Molecule: messenger RNA, 1840 nt
Organism: Nematolebias whitei (Rio pearlfish)
Lineage: Eukaryota; Metazoa; Chordata; Actinopteri; Cyprinodontiformes; Rivulidae
Gene: mcrs1
Product: microspherule protein 1
Exons: 14
Coding region: 184-1584 (466 amino acids)
Biological process (GO): positive regulation of transcription by RNA polymerase II
Cellular component (GO): NSL complex; MLL1 complex; Ino80 complex
Molecular function (GO): protein binding; G-quadruplex RNA binding
Source: RefSeq, a predicted model, not a curated record
AAUCAACACAGGAAGAGAAACACAGGCGAGUAGCUAAUGCUAAUAAGGUGAACGUUAAACGUUCAAGCUAGACAUGUAGUCGAGUUAACACGGCGUUCCCUAAAGGCUAAAAUAGACCAAAUAAACUAAAUUUAUUGUAUUUUCCAACAGCAAAAGAUAAAAUCGGUUAAAGUGCAUGAAGAGAUGCAGGCCUGUGACCCUGGGAUCGGAGCGACGAUGGGAGUCGCUGGUGUUCAGAGUCGAUCUGAGGAUGAAGAGUCUCUUGGAGUAAAAGACGUGAAAAGGACAGCGACCCAAGCAUUUGGAGGUGGCGUUCCCAAACGGAGAAGUUCAUCUAGGUCAAUAAAGAGAAAGAAGUUUGAUGAUGAACUUGUGGAGAGUAGUCUUGUGAAGUCGUCCAGUAGAGUCAAAGGUCCUCCUAUCAUAGAGCCUUUACGAUGUUCGAGCAGUGAACCUUCAUCUGUUGAAAAGAAAAAGGUGACAAAAACAGGCACUGCUCUCACACCUCCUCUGACAAUGGUAAUAAAUCCCACACCUAUGGCUAAAAGAGUGAAGAAAAGCAAGCAACCGUUGCAUAUUACUAAAGACUUGGGACGAUGGAAACCUACAGAUGAUCUGCUGCUAAUAAAUGCUGUGCUACAGACUACUGAUCUGAAUGCUGUUCAUCUCGGGGUCAAGUUUAGCUGUCGUUUCAGUUUACGGGAAAUUAACGAGAGGUGGUACGCUCUGCUGUACGAUCCCGUCAUUUCCAAGUUGGCGUGGCAGGCUAUGCGGCAGCUCCAUCCUGAAGCAAUUGCAGCGAUUCAAAGUAAAGCUCUUUUCAGUCAAACGGAACAGACGCUGCUGGCCAAAAUUGGUUCAACCAGUCAACCCAAACUAGAUGUUUUCCAGGAGCUUCUGAGCAAACACCCCAGUGUCUUUCACCCCUCUCGCACACCCAAGAGCCUGAUGGUUCACUGGCAGCUGCUCAAGCAGUACUACCUGCUGGAUGACCAGAGUGUACAGCCUCUCCCUAAAGGUGACCAAGUCCUCAACUUUUCUGAUGCUGAGCAGAUGGUUGAUGAUGCAAAGUUAAAGGAAAGUAGAGACGAGGUGUUGGAACAUGAGCUGAUGAUUUCUGAUCGCCACCAGAAAAAAGAGAUCAGACAGUUGGAGCAGGAGUUGCCUCGAUGGCAGGUUCUUGUGGACAGUAUCACAGGGAUGAGCAUGCCUGAUUUUGACAAUCAGACCCUGGCAGCGUUGCGAGGAAGAAUGGUGCGCUACCUCAUGAGAUCAAGAGAGAUUACUUUGGGGAGAGCAACAAAAGACAAACAGAUAGAUGUGGAUCUGUCACUGGAGGGGCCUGCCUGGAAAAUAUCAAGAAAACAAGGAAUAAUUAAGCUGAAGAAUAAUGGAGACUUCUUCAUCGCCAACGAGGGCAGACGGCCGAUCUACAUCGAUGGCCGACCGGUCCUGUCGGGGAACAAGUGGAAACUAAACAACAACUCUGUGGUGGAGAUCGCAGGUCUUCGCUUUGUGUUUCUAAUAAACCUGGAGCUCAUCUCUCUGAUCAAAGCUGAAGCUGCUAAGAUGACGCAGCAGUGAGUGUCGGCUGUGCAGCAGACGGACCGGUCUGCGGGUGGUGUGUGUAACGCUGCGUUUACGACACCACUGAAGCUCAGCUGAGCAGAACUGGACUCAUGUUCACCCUCACGUGGGAUUAAACAGACCACAGCUAAACCCUGGAACAAAAUGGUAACUGCUUUAGUGUGGUGUAAGGAUAAUUUGUUUUCUAAUAUAGAUACUUUAAUUGUAGAGCCACAUUGUAUUUAAACUCUUACAUCAAUCCUUUUUAACAUAA